GCAAAUCUCAUCUUUUAUUUUUCAGCGCAGUUCCGAAUAUAUUCAGGUUCAAACGGCAAAAAAAUUACUAUACAAAAAAAGGAAGACCUCACAUUAAUACUUACAACCAAGAGGCAUUCAAAAGUUAAUAAUGGAUGGACUUGUCGAAAUUUCUCCCAACCACUUCACACUAAAAAAAAGCCAUCCCGUGUAUGUUGCUCUACGUGAAAAGUCGACUCGAUUACGAAAGCUGGAUUCCUCAAAGGAAUACAAGCCACUCUACGAUGUGACCACCAUCACCGAAAGCCCGGAGCUAUUCAAGACUAUUAUUGACUGGCUCGCAACGCGUUACCGCGCGAUGGGCUCUGACGGGCCUACGCAUAUCCUUGGCAUUGAUUCCUGUGGGUGCUACAUUGGGGCUCCCCUUGCCCUAGUGCUUGGAAUCCCAUUCCUGCCAUUGCGACGCGGGGCCCUAACGGAGGGCGAUUUCGUUAUGGAGGGAGAAAAUAAAAAGGCACCGAACCCGCCACUUUUCGUGCGAAAUGGAAGCCUUUCUCCUGAUUCACGUGUGGUUGUGGUUGACGACUUCAUCGCAAAUGGACGGACGCUGGAAGCUGCUUUGGAUUGUGUUCAGGUGGUGGGGUCGAAGGUGUUGGAGGCAAUUGCUAUGUGUGAAAUAAUUGAACUCGAGGGAUUCAAGCAUGUUCAUGAUAUUCCAAACUACAAGGACGUUCGUUUAAUGUCACUUUUCCGUUUACAUAAAGUCUCCGAGGUUCUUUUUAUGCCAAGGCGGUUUCAAGCGAAAAUUUAGGGAAUGAUUUAAACUAUUUUAGAAUCAUAUAAUCGUAAAGUGUGUUUUACAAUGGAUUUAGGAGUGUCGCAAGAAAUAUGCUUGUAUCCAAAUCAAUGCUAUGAACCUUGCUAUAGGAAAUUUUUUUCUUACUUCUCAAAAAAAAACAAGAUAUAUAUAUAUAUAUAUAUAUAUAUGUAUAUAUGGAUAUAUAAAUACUCGUAUAGUAUAAUGACUAUUAAUAAAUUUCAAACUGAAAUGCGAAAUUAAUGCAAAUAUUAGCCACUGAGUGAAUGUUAAA
Phytomonas sp. EM1 is the source of this 1070-nucleotide messenger RNA. Lineage: Eukaryota; Euglenozoa; Kinetoplastea; Trypanosomatida; Trypanosomatidae. The record is from the annotation of a GenBank genome assembly.